This is a messenger RNA of Aureobasidium melanogenum CBS 110374, 1575 nucleotides long. Its product is annotated as putative maltose permease. Gene Ontology annotation, cellular component: membrane. The record is from RefSeq and is a predicted model, not a curated record. Gene Ontology annotation, molecular function: carbohydrate:proton symporter activity. Bases 1 to 1575 code for a protein of 524 amino acids. Gene Ontology annotation, biological process: carbohydrate transport; transmembrane transport. The transcript is spliced from 3 exons. Lineage: Eukaryota; Fungi; Ascomycota; Dothideomycetes; Dothideales; Saccotheciaceae.
AUGCAGCCUCAUGAGGUUAUCAAAGAGGAGCUAGGCACUGUCCUUGAUACUGUCAAUCAUGUCACCCAGGCCGAACACGAACUCGGUUUCUGGAAAGGCGUCAAGCUCUAUCCCAAGGCUGUCUUCUGGUCGGCCUUCUUCUGUAUUGCUGUCAUCAUGCCUGGCUUUGACCCUCAACUCGUCUCAUCUUUCUACGCCUUACCUGCGUUCCAAAAGAAGUAUGGUCAGCUCUACGAGGGGGAGUACAUCAUUCCGGCACCUUGGCAGACCGGCCUGGGUAUGGGAAAUGCUGCUGGGCAACUGGUUGGUGCACUUGCUUGUGGAUGGCCUCUUGAGAAGUUCGGUCGCAAGCGCACUUUGGCGGCAUGCUGCUGCUGGUCUAUCGCAUGGAUCUUCAUGCAGUUCUUCUCGAACAAUUUGACCAUCCUAUGCAUUGGCGAGAUCUUUGCUGGCCUGGGAUAUGGCUUCUACGUCGUUAUCGCGCCCGUCUAUGCCUCCGAUGUUUGUCCAUUGGCUCUUCGAGGUGUACUUACCGCAUCGGUCAACCUGGCAUUUGUCAUUGGACAGUUCAUCGCUCAAGGCACUGCUGCCGGUGUCGAAAGCAGAUCAGACUCACUUGCGUACAAACUUCCAUUUGCAAUCCAGUGGAUCUGGCCUGUAGUCCUGCUGAUUGGUCUUUGCUUCGCGCCCGAAAGUCCUUACUGGUUGGUACGCCAGGGACGUAGAAGCGAUGCAAAGCACGCUCUUGAGAAGUUAACCAGCGGGAAAGAUCGUCCUGACCUUGAAGCAAUGCUUGUCUUGAUUGAAGAAACCGACCUGCUCGAGCGUGAAUACGAAGCAAGUACAACUUACCUCGACUGCUUCAAAGGUACCAACUUGAGAAGAACUGAGAUCUGUACCAUGGUGUACUUAAUUCAAGUGAUUGGAGGCAAUCCUCUCAUUGGCUAUGCGACAUACUUCUUCGAGCAGGCUGGACUUGCUUCUGCCGAUGCUUUCAACAUGGGUGUUGGCAACACUGCUCUUGGAUUCGUUGGUACUUGCUUGUCAUGGCCAUUGAUGAUGAAGUUCGGCCGUCGAACCAUCUACAACUGCGGCAUGGUCGUCAUGACAGUCAUUCUAUUCACCAUCGGUUUCCUUGACAUCCCAAAACAUAAUACGGGAGCAAUCUGGGCGCAAGCAACUCUGAUGGAUAUCUGGACCUUCGCUUAUCAGAUGACUGUGGGUCCGAUCUGCUUUGUCCUGAUUUGCGAGGUCUCAUCUACACGCCUUCGUGGUCGCACCAUUGCCAUCGCCACAGCUGUACAAUCUCUGUUUGGUAUUGUGUUUACGAUUGGUAUGCCUUAUAUGCUCAGCAGUGACGAAGGCAACUGGAAAGGAAAAGCAGGCUACCUAUUUGGCGCUAUCAGUGCAGCUUGUCUCGUUUGGUGCUGGUUUAGGCUGCCAGAAACAUCUGGAAGAACCUUCCAGGAACUUGACAUCAUCUUCGAGCACAAAAUCAGUGCACGCAAGUUUGCAAGCUACGAAGUUUCGCCAGAAAUGCACGAGUUGCCUGAGAUGAAGGCGACACAUGUAUAG